CCGGGCCGCCCGCCUCCUUCCUCUAGUCGUCGUCCGGCGCUUCCUCCUCCUCCACCAACCCUCGGCCCUCCCCUCCGCCUCUGCCCUCCUCCUAGGCAUCUUACCGCCAGCCAACCGCGCGGCCGCUUGUUGAGCCAGGGCUCCACCGUCUCCAUGACGCCCGGCAAACAUUCCAUUGACACUGCUCGAGCCGCUAACGCCGGGGUUUGGGGUACAGGGCCACCACAAGCAGCCAGGGAAAGGAGUUGGUCUGCCACUCCCCAUUCAGUCGCCAACAUGCCCAUCUCUCCGCCAGGCAGCCGCAAACAGCCGCCGAGCGUCGGGUUGACCGUGGGCCCACAAGUAAGGAAGUCUAUUAGCUUUAUUAGUACUGUAAAAGGAACUCAAACAAAAGGAUAUGCCGGUGCAAACCAAAGCAGAAUGGCUAUGUCAAAAACCAUGAUGAUUCUACCAGAAAUGAAAAUAGAAAAAAUGAACAUUUCCUCCCCCAAGAUGAGAGAUACUCAGGUGAUUGAUGUAAAUGGAGUUGAUGUGACUCCCCGGCCUCUUUACCAUCCAGAUCCACAUACUGUUACAACAAAGCCAAAUAAAAUACUGACAUCACAAGAAGGAUCACUUGGAUCAGAAUUUAUAUCUUCCUAUAGCCUUUAUCAGAAUACAAUAAAUCCUAGUUUAUUAGGACAGUUUACAAGGUCAGCUUUAGGAAGCAGUACUAUUUCCAAAUCAAGUGUAUCAACGACUGAAUCAAUAGCAGAAGACCUGGAAGAACCAUCCUAUAAACGAGAAAGAUUGGUUAGUUAUACAGAUUUACGAGUUGUGAGAACAACACCUGAAAAAAUUGUAACAAAAGAAGACUUGGAGAAAAAUAUAGAGAUAAUACUCACAGAGACAGAAACUUUGAGAUUUUUUGACCUGCCAACAGUCAUGGUCUCUGUAGAAUCUGAAGAAGCUGAGAAAGUAAACCAGAGAAACAGGAAUUAUGAAACUCUUUGUAAAAAUAGAGCAGGCAAUGACUUAUAUGUUGAAAGGAUGAUGCAGACUAUUAAUGGAGCACCAAAGACAAAAGAAGUUCAAUGUCACAAAAUCAUAAUGGAGGACAAAGGCAUAAUGUCCACUGCUUGGGAUUUGUAUGAUUCUUAUAAUGCUGUGGAACUUUCAUCUUCAUCAGUAAAACCAUCUAAAAUUGAAUCUAGUAAGGCAAAUAUACCCUCGAAAGACCGGGACCAAAGAGUACCAGGGAGUACUACAGAAAAAAAUAGUGAAGCAAGUUCUCUAAUGGAUAUUGAAAAUGUAAUUCUUGCUAAAAUCCAUGAAGAUGAAGAAGACCACUCAGAAGCAAUAUUAAAAUCUGACAAAUUUCAUCAAGACUUAUUUUUUAUGGAACGGGUUUUAAUGGAAAAUGUAUUUCAGUCCAAGCUUGCAGCUUAUCGUCAGCUUCCUGUUUUAAAAGAGCCCGAACCUGAAGAACCUGAAGACUCUUUACAAGGUGAAGAACUUGAAGAGGUAGAGGAAGAAGUUAAGAAGGAAGAGGAAGAAGAAAUCGAAAUAGGUACAGAACAAUCGAAAAUUCCAGCCAAUUUGGAAAGACUUUGGUCAUUUUCCUGCGACUUAACCAAAGGCCUAAAUGUGAGCAGCCUUGCCUGGAAUAAAGCAAACUCAGACCUUUUGGCUGUUGGCUAUGGGCAUUUUGGAUUUAAAGAACAAAAAAGAGGAUUGGCUUGCUGCUGGUCUCUAAAGAAUACCAUGUGGCCAGAACGUAUUUAUCAGAGUCUACAUGGAGUUACUGCUGUGGAUUUCUCUACUGGAUCACCUAACCUUUUAGCAGUUGCUUAUUACAAUGGCUCAAUUGCAAUUUAUAAUGUACAGAGUAACAGUAACAUUCCAGUUCUGGAUAGUAGUGAAUCUCCUCAAAAACAUUUGGGACCUAUAUGGCAACUACAGUGGAUAGAACAAGAUCGAGGAACAACAGGUGAUGACAAAAGGGAAAUACUAGUUUCAAUAUCAGCAGAUGGAAGAAUCUCCAAAUGGGUAAUACGAAAAGGACUGGAUUGUCAUGAUUUGAUGAAAUUGAGACGAACUACUACUAGCACCAACAAAAAAGGAGGGGAAAAGGAGAAGAAAGGUGAAGCUUUGAUAUCUCGACAAGCUCCUGGGUUGUGUUUUGCUUUUCAUCCCAAGGACACAAAUAUCUAUUUGGCCGGCACUGAAGAAGGUCAUAUUCACAAAUGCUCUUGUUCAUAUAAUGAACAAUACCUAGAUACCUACCGAGGACAUAAGGGUCCAGUGUAUAAAAUAGCAUGGAAUCCAUUUUGUCAUGAUGUAUUCUUAAGUUGUUCUGCAGAUUGGGGUGUUAUUAUAUGGCAGCAGGACAAUAUCAAGCCAUUUUUGACAUUUUAUCCAACUACUUAUGUUGUUUAUGAUGUUGUCUGGUCUCCAAAAUCAUCCUAUAUAUUUGCAGCUGCCAAUGAGACCAGAGUGGAGAUUUGGGACCUUCAUAUUAGCAUUUUGGACCCUCUGAUUGUGAAUGUUGCUAACCCUGGUAUCAAGUUCACAACUGUUCUCUUUGCCAAACAAACAGAUUGCCUUCUGGUGGGAGACAGUGAUGGACAGGUCUCUGUUUAUGAACUUAGGAAUAUGCCCACUGCCAUAGAUUCUGGACGGGGAGAUGUAAUAUAUAAGUUGCUUGGACCCAAGUCAAACCACUCAGGAUAAUUCUUCAUUACUAAUUUUUUGUUUCUGUUUAAAGAACAGUAUUUAAUAUUCAAUAGAGUCUGUAAGCUGGGAUUUUUAUUUUAGAAAACAACAUUUGUUAUAUAUUUUCCAUUUAAAUUAAUAUGAUUUGAAUGAACCUUGAUUUCAGAAAUGUAUGGUUAGUUUGUGAUUAAUGCUAAUUGUAAGAGUUUUGUCAGAAUUUUCUUAAUUUUUCUAAAGAUAUUCCUACUCUAAUUCGUGGACAUAUCCCAAUUUAUAUUUAUUUAUAAUAUUUGCAAAGAGGUUAGGAAAUUAUUAUACCUUGAGAAGCAAAAUUUGGAAAUUAUUAGAAAAACUUAAAGCAAAAUCUUUAUAAGACAAGUUUCCAUAGACUUAAAUCUUCUGAUUUUCAAACUCUGUAUUCCAGAGUUUAUAAAUUAUGCAGCUGCUACUAUAGUGAGAAUAUUAGAUUCUCAUACCCAACUUUGAAUCAGAAUUUUACCGUAUUAGAUCUGAGUGCUUAAGCUAUAGAACUUUGUUAGAUUAUUUGGCUGCAAAAAACAUGGCUGCAAAUGUCAGAAUUGCAUUGUGUAUGGCCAGUGGGCAUCACACUCCUAAUCCAGUGAGAAGAGCCCAGUAUGCAUCAGGAUACCCUUCUCUGCAUGCCCAGAUAUGCUCUGGAUUUUAAACCCAGACUUAAGUGGGUCCAGAGAGAAAU
Molecule: messenger RNA, 3409 nt
Organism: Loxodonta africana (African savanna elephant)
Lineage: Eukaryota; Metazoa; Chordata; Mammalia; Proboscidea; Elephantidae
Gene: DNAI4
Product: dynein axonemal intermediate chain 4
Exons: 18
Coding region: 154-2712 (852 amino acids)
Biological process (GO): cilium movement
Cellular component (GO): axonemal dynein complex
Molecular function (GO): dynein heavy chain binding; dynein light chain binding
Source: RefSeq, a predicted model, not a curated record